Aethina tumida (small hive beetle) is the source of this 2677-nucleotide messenger RNA. RefSeq names its product neurotrimin-like. The transcript has 9 exons. The record is from RefSeq and is a predicted model, not a curated record. Gene Ontology annotation, cellular component: neuron projection. NCBI's taxonomy places the organism in Eukaryota, Metazoa, Arthropoda, Insecta, Coleoptera, Nitidulidae. Bases 27 to 1157 code for a protein of 376 amino acids.
UCGGUUCGAGCCAGGCGCUCUUUUCCAUGGCUAAGGAACGCGCGCUAUCACGUCUCGUGCUACUCUCGACCGCGAUUGGAUUUCUGACCGUGUCAGCUGAUUACUUAGAAAAUCCAAAAUUCAGUGCCCCCAUCACGAAUGUGACAGUGCCAGUCGGGAGGGAGGCAAUCCUUUCAUGUCUAGUUGAAGACUUAGGGCAAUUUAAGGUCGCCUGGCUGAGGGUGGACACCCAAACAAUCCUGACGAUACAUAAUCACGUGAUCACCAAAAACCACAGGAUAGGUGUGACCCAUAGCGAGCACAAAACAUGGUAUCUGCAUAUAAAGGAGGUGCGGGAGAGCGACCGGGGCUGGUACAUGUGUCAAAUCAACACCGACCCCAUGAAAAGUCAGGUCGGCUAUUUAGAUAUAGUGGUGCCCCCCGACAUCUUAGACCACCAGACUAGCACCGACUUGGUGGUGCGUGAAGGAUCAAAUGUUAAUCUCCGUUGUGUGGCAAAAGGAUCUCCCGAGCCAUCGAUCAUGUGGAGGAGAGAGACUGGAGAAGCUAUAAAAUUACAGUCCGGUGAAGAAGUGCUGAGCGUUGAAGGGCCCGUAUUAAAUAUAACCCGGGUGAGCAGGCAACAAAUGGGCCCUUACCUGUGCAUCGCUUCGAACGGCAUUCCACCCUCUGUAAGCAAGCGCAUCAUGCUCAUCGUGCACUUUCCGCCAAUGAUAUGGAUUCAAAACCAACUAGUCGGAGCAUACGAGGGUCAACAGAUAACCUUAGAUUGCUACUCUGAGGCCUUCCCCAAGUCUAUUAACUACUGGACCACUGAUAAAGGAGAAAUCGUUCCCCAGAGUGGGAAAUUUGAACCUUCCUACGUAACAAAUGGAUACAAAAUCCACAUGAAAUUGACAAUAAAGUCAAUAUCCCCUGAUGAUUAUGGAAAUUACAAAUGCGUAUCAAAAAAUUCUUUGGGAGAGACUGACGGUACAAUUCAAACUUUUUCUGUUCCUAAGCCAUCAAAACUUUCAAAUGGAUUAUCAAGGAAAGACUUGGAGGAUCAACCGGAUUCCUUGUUUCAAGAGGACAAUUCUUUAAAUUCAGCCAGACAACUGAAAUCACAUUUAAGUGUUUUAACCUUUUUCUUCCUGCUGUUGCCUUUCUCCUUGUAACAACUGUCUUUAUAAAUUUUUGUACAUAAAAAUUAGCGAGAGUUUAGUAAAUGACGAUUUUUAUAUUUUUUCAUAAACUAAAACUGUAAAUUGCUUUGCGCAAAACUGUUAUCAAGGGGAGAAUCCCAGGUAAUGCAACACAACGGUUGAUAUUGAGAACAGUGUUUAAACGAAAUUAGUUAAUCUGCCGCAAAGGAAAUGCAUUUAGGUGGCUAAUUGCAGAAAAGUUAAUUUGGUUACAACGAAAACUACCGUUUCCCCGAGGUCUAGACCAAUAAAAAUGGAGGCGUUUGGAAUAAUUUGAGUUUAAUUAAAUUAAAAAUGGCUUUCCUAUACGCAGUAACAAGUAGAAACAACGAAAUAAAACGUGCACGUUACUUCUGUUAAUUGAUUACCGGUAUCAUUGUAAAACAUAAUAAAAGUUUAUUUAGGUUUAUUGAAUUAUUGAUUUUUGAAAUAAUUUCAUUCGCUUGUUAUAACUGUGACGGUAAGCAAAUAAAUGAAACACAUAAUUUUAAUUAAAUUUGAAUACACACGUAUGUGAAUAUCGUAUUGAUUUUAAUAAACGCAUUAAAAAUGUUGAGGUUAAAUGGGGAAACAAAAUUUUGAUGAAAGUAUUUAGGCCAUCGUAUUAGAUUUCAAAAUUGCUCCUUGAUCUAAUUAAAUCCAAAAAACCCCUGUUCUGAUUAAUAUAAUUUCGUAACAUUCUUUAGUUGAAGAUUAAAAUCAUUGUUCCGAAUCACGCGAGGUAAACGUAAUUGUUGGGCACUUUGCCUAAAAAUUAUUCAAUAAAUACAAACGGCAAUUAGCUAACAAAACUAAUUUAUGUUGUACGGUAUUUUCUGAACCAAAUCAAAAUGUUUCGAAAGCGGAUUGAAUCCGAUCGACUCCCAGUUGGUGAAUGUUAAAAGCACAAAUGUAUGCGAUUAACACGCUCAGUAUUCAACGUGAACAACGAUAACAGUUUUGCUGAACGAUACAUUUCAAUAAUUUCGUUUGAAUUAGCGGCGACGACAGCUCUGGACUUUAUCAAUAUCUCAACGAACAUGCCAAAUAAAAUGUACUACGCAAUUCCUCUUGUGUGGUUUUAUGUUCCUCGAUACCUAUAGCAAACCCGAAGCCUAGCAAAUAAUUGAAGCAGUAAAUUUCCUAAGAAGAGUGUGUUUCUAACUGAAUUUAUGCAUUUGUUACGAAUAAAAUAAAAUUGUAAUUUUAAAGGACUCAUCAACAUAUCAUUUUCUUAAUAUCGAUGUGAAAUUAUAAUUUCGAUUUAAAUUAUAUAUAACCGGAACAGGGUCUUACGUAAAAGAAGGCGAAAUUGAUUGUAUGUUUUGGUUAAACCUGUAAUUGUGCUUGUAUAAUGUGAAAAUUUUGUAAAUAUAAUCGAUAAUGUUUAGAGAUGCUUCCUUAUAUAUUGCUUUGAAGUAGGAUAUACAGUUUAAGUUGAUAGAUUUACAAUAUUGUAAACAUUCCAUUUUAUAUUACGAAAAGCUGUCUAAUAAAUAAUAGUUUUGUACAUA